Molecule: messenger RNA, 1016 nt
Organism: Saimiri boliviensis boliviensis (Bolivian squirrel monkey)
Lineage: Eukaryota; Metazoa; Chordata; Mammalia; Primates; Cebidae
Source: RefSeq, a predicted model, not a curated record
AUCCACUCCACGCACGUCAGAUGCGUCAUCUGAGGAGGGGGAGGGCUGGGGCAAAGGAGGGGCAUCCUGACCUGGACCUGCCAGCUCCGUCAGCCCUGACUCGGCCAGGAGCGGAGUUCCCCACCUGCCGGUAGCCCAGGAAAUGGAGCAGCCCAACCCACGUGCCCGGCCUCCCGCCCCUGACUUCACUUGAUAACAAACCAGAAACUGAAACAGGGUCGGGAUGCCGGCUCGGAGUUAGAGAUGAGUCACUGCUGAGAGCGGCUGCAGUAGCUGAGCAGUGGCAGCAGAGAGGCAGACGUGAGCUGAGGGCCCAGAGGCAGGCAGCAUCUCUGAGGGUUCCCAAGGAACAUGGCUGGCAGCCGUGAGGUGGUGGCCAUGGACUGCGAGAUGGUGGGACUGGGGCCUCUCCGGGAGAGCGGCCUGGCUCGUUGCAGCCUCGUGAACGUCUACGGUGCUGUGCUGUACGACAAGUUCAUCCGGCCUGAGGGAGAGAUCACCGACUACAGAACCCGGGUCAGCGGGGUCACCCCUCAGCACAUGGUGGGGGCCACACCAUUUGCUGUGGCCAGACUGGAGAUCCUGCAGCUCCUGAAAGGCAAGCUGGUGGUGGGUCAUGACCUGAAGCACGACUUCAAGGCGCUGAAAGAGGACAUGAGUGGCUACGCCAUCUAUGACACGUCCACCGACAUGGUGCUGUGGCGUGAGGCCAAGCUGGACCACUGUAGGCGCGUCUCCCUGCGGGUGCUGAGCGAGCGCCUCCUGCACAAGAGCAUCCAGAACAGCCUGCAUGGACACAGCUCAGUGGAAGAUGCGAAGGCAACGAUGGAGCUCUACCAAAUCUCCCAGAGAAUCCGAACCCGCCGAGGGCUGUCCCGCCUGGCUGUGUCAGACUGAAGCUCCGUGCAGCCCGUUCCCCAAGGACUAGAGGCUUUCGGCUUUUUGGGACAUCAACUACCUUGCUUUUGGAAAAUACAUUUUUAAUAGUAAAGCGGCUCUGUGUUUUCUCUACGCCA